This is a messenger RNA of Cylas formicarius (sweet potato weevil), 1600 nucleotides long. RefSeq lists its product as uncharacterized. The coding region runs from base 11 to 1468 and encodes 485 amino acids. The transcript has 6 exons. The record is from RefSeq and is a predicted model, not a curated record. Lineage: Eukaryota; Metazoa; Arthropoda; Insecta; Coleoptera; Brentidae.
UUCACUCAUCAUGCUAUUAAAUUAUUUAUUUAUCUUUACGGUUAUCGGUGCUGUGGCGCCGGCCAAUAUACAAGGAAGGAAUAUACCGGUUGAAGUACGGUAUCAUGACACGACGACGAAUUUGGCCGAAAAACCGCAACUUUCCGACAACGAGCUGAUCGAAAGCAACACUCGAUUGGAAAAACUCAAACAAGAAAGUUUAAUUGACAGCCUCGGAUCGGAGAAAGAAAAUUUAAAAAACAACUUUGACGAAAAUAUUCAGCAGUCGCAGGACGAAUCGUCAAAAUAUAUUUCGGGGCUCCAAGAAAAUACUUCGGGCGAAUCGGGUUCGAAUAAGCUUACCUGGCUGCAGCAAGUCCAGCAACACUUCGAAAAGGGCUUGCAAGAUAUCAGGAAAAAUUUCAAACCUAACGAUCCGAACGAAGCACCCAACGAAGAAGUUUGGAAUAAGUUGGAGGAGGAAGUUAGGGACUACUUUGCUGGCGAAAAAAACAAGUUGAGUUUAAAACAGGACCAAGGCGGUAGCCAACAGAACUUUUUCCAGAAUUUGGCAAAUGGAUUCCAGCAAAUUACGAAUAAUUUCGUUCAAUCGUUUCAAGGCCAAAACGCUGCUCAGAAUGGUACUCAAGGUGAUGAUGGUGCGCAACCAAUCCAAGGAGGCUGGCAAGGAUUUGUGGGAUAUUUUCAGGGAGGUGUUCAAAAUCUUGUGAGCACGGUCCAAAACAUCGGAGGAGGUGGUCAACCUGCAAACAGUACCGUAUUGGGUGAUAACGGCAGCGCUCCUCCAUCAAACUUUUUCGGUAAUAUUGUAAGCAACGUACAACAGAUUUUCCAGGGCCAAAUUCCUGGGGUCAGCCAGGGCAAUGGAACUCAAGGUGAUAGUGGUAGCACACCUCAACCAUCUCAAGGUUUCUUCGCUGGUGCCGUGAGUCAGUUUAAUCAAGUUGUUGGUAACAUUAUCCCCACUCAACCACCGCAAAUUGGUACUCAAAGUGACGAAGCCAGCUCUUCCACACCUCAGGGUCCUAUACAGCAAGUUUUCCAAUCAUUCGGCAAUAUCGGCACAGCCUUCAAUCAGUUUAUUCAGGGUGGGCCACAGCAAAACCCGUCAGGUUCAGAAGACGAAGCGAGUACACCUCAAAGCCCCAAUUUCAUCCAAAGUAUCGGGCAGAACAUAGGAAACGCCAUCCAAAAUUUUCAGCAACAGUUCGUGCCAGGUCAGAGUUCACAGAGUUCUGGUGGUGUGGCUAAUCCCAUUAUUGAACAAGCGUCCAAUGUUGGAAGCCAAUUUCAGCAGUUAACACCCACUGGAAAUCCCAUUGGGAGUUUAUUACCAGCAACACCAUCGGAGCCAUCGCCUUCAAGACAAUCGGAAGAACAAGGGCCUGAGAAACCAGCGACGAAUUUAGACUCGAAAGAUAGUGAAUCGGGAGUAGAAGAAAAGGCAAAGGGCGGAACAGUAGAAUAGAUUUUAAAAAGGCAAAUUUUGCAUAUGUAGUACUGAUUAGAAUUGCUAGUGGUUUAAUUUAAUUAUUUAUUAUCACUUAUUCCAAAUAUAAUUUAAAUAUAUACGGAGAGCUGAUUUUAUUUGAUUGAAAUU